Molecule: messenger RNA, 2083 nt
Organism: Paramuricea clavata
Lineage: Eukaryota; Metazoa; Cnidaria; Anthozoa; Malacalcyonacea; Plexauridae
Source: the annotation of a GenBank genome assembly
AUGGUCAACUUUUGUGCCCGAUUCAUCCCAAACCUUGCGACACUAGCUAAACCAUUACGAGACCUGACAAAACAGCAUGUCAAGUGGAAGUGGACCAGUACUGAACAACAUGCUAUGGACAGUAUCAAAUCUGUGUUAACCAGUGAAACAACAAUGGCUUAUUAUAAUCCCUCGCACAAAAUUGAAGUUCUUGUAGAUGCAGGUCCAGUUGGUCUUGGUGCUAUACUUGUCCAAUAUCCUACCACUAGAGAUCACAGUGCUUCGCCACGUAUUGUCAGUUAUGCCAGUCGGGUAUUAACUCCUGUAGAGACUCGCUAUUCACAAAUUGAGCGAGAAGCUCUGGCUAUUGUCUGGUCAUGUCAUAAAUUUCAUCUAUAUUUAUAUGGUACCCAAUUCUCUGUUAUUACUGAUCACAAGCCACUGGAACGUCUUUUCAACGACCCACAAAGCAAACCACCUGCUCGUAUUGAACGAUGGUUAUUAAAGGUACAACCAUAUCGUUUCAAUGUUCAGUAUCAACCCGGUUCUGACAAUCCAGCCGACUUUAUGUCCCGCCAUCCGUUGCCAUCAUCACCUACCAGCCAUGAGGAGAGAUGCGCUGAAGAAUAUGUUAAUUUCGUUUCAAUGUAUGCUGUUCCCAAGGCCCAAGCUACAAAAGCCGAUACCACACUUCAAGCUGUCAUUCAAGCAGUUCAAACCAAACAGUGGCAUAAUGCGAAACUCCAACCUCAUGUUGAUCGCAAGUCGGUAGAAUGUCUUUUUCACAUCCAAAGAGAACUGUCAGUUAACAGUGAUCAAAGUCUCCUCCUACGUGGUACCCGUAUAGUCAUACCAAGUAAACUUCAAAACCAUGUGAUAGACCUCGCACACGAAGGCCAUCAAGGCAUAUCACGGACAAAACAACUCUUGCGUGAGAAGGUCUGGUUUCCGACCAUUGAUAAACAAGUGGAAGAAAAGGUUAGCUGCUGCUUAGCUUGCCAAGUCACAACAAACACAAGCAACAUUGAACCAUUACGUAUGCCUGAAGCUAGCAAGAAUCCAUGGGAAAGUGUAUCAAUUGAUUUCUGCGGCCCGUUUCCCAGUGGUGAGUACUUACUUGUAUUGACAGGGACCGCGGAGACGGGGGGGCUGGGGGGGCUUUAGCCCCCCCACUUUUUUUGACAGCCAAAAUUAUUAAAAUAGAAAUCUAAAUGAAACUUUCUAAAUUAAUUAAACCUCACCCUUUAGCCCCCCCACUCUCUAAUACGCUCCGCGGGCCCUGAUUGAUUGAUGAUUACUCACGAUAUCCCGAAGUAGACAUUAUUAGAACAGUAGCCCAUACAACUGUUAUUCCCUGUCUUGACAAAAUCUUUGCUACUCACGGAAUUCCCAGAACGGUUAAAUCGGACAAUGGCGCCCAUUUAAUAGUACAGAAUUCAAACAGUUUGCUAAUUAUCUUGGUUUCCAACAUCAGCGUAUAACGCCCUAUUGGCCUCAGGCAAACGGAGAAGCCGAACGAUUUAUGAGAACGUUAAAGAAAACAGCUCGAACUGCCAAAGUUGAAGGCAGGUCUUGGAAACAAAACUUGUUUACCUUCCUCAGAAACUACCGAGCUACGUCCCAUAGUGUAACCCACCAAGCUCCUGCAAUCUUGCUAUUCAAUCGUGCCAUAAAUGUCAAGUUACCCCAGUCACAAACUGUAGCACCAGCUGACCCAAACCAUCAACAAGCACUUGAUGCAUCAUGUAAGUCAAGACAAAAGAACAAGGUCCACUUUGACAAACGAAACAAAGCCAAAUCUUCUGAAUUCAAAGUCGGUGAUGCAGUCCUGCUGAGAAACUCAAAGAAAGGUAAAUUGCAGACCCCUUAUGAACAUCAGAAAUACCAAAUUGUUAAGAAGAAAGAAUCGAUGAUUACAGCGUCAAAUGACAAUCGCCAAGUCACUCGGAACUCAUCACAUUUUAAAAAGUUUAAAGAAAAGAAAGGUGAAACAGAUAACCCAGGAAAUAAAGAAGAACAGCCGAGCAAGCAGAACACCAAUGAACGCCCGAAAAGGAAAACAAAACCACCAGCCUACUUUGGCUAUAAACAGUCAGAUAAGUAA